Messenger RNA from Bacillus rossius redtenbacheri, 723 nucleotides. RefSeq lists its product as uncharacterized. Bases 266 to 604 code for a protein of 112 amino acids. The transcript has 5 exons. The record is from RefSeq and is a predicted model, not a curated record. NCBI's taxonomy places the organism in Eukaryota, Metazoa, Arthropoda, Insecta, Phasmatodea, Bacillidae.
CUGGUUCUGUUCUGUAUAUUUUUUUUGGGACUUUGUUUAUAUGUUUAAAGUUGAAUGAAUUUUAUUUUGGUUUUAAAUUUGUUUCAUGCAUUUAUUAAUAUUUGUACGUAUUAAGACAAGUCCUUUAUUGCCUUAGUGCUUGGGUCUACUUAGGGUGACGGCUCUCUACGUGCAACGGAGAUGUUGACUGCUGCUACUUUGCUGCUACGGCCGGCAUGCUGUUCUCUAUGUUUAUUUGACUGAUACGGGUAGAGGCCCAUGAGAGAUGGGAAAGGCUGAAAAACAGCAUUUUGAAGACCAGAGCGACACCGUCCUGAGAAGCCCCCAGUCAGAAGCCAGUAAGAUGUUGGAAGCUGCCCUGCAGCAAAUGGAUGGGAUUAUUUCCGGCGCGAAGUUCGACCCGGCGGAGAACAUCAGCCCCUGCGGCGGGCCCAGCGCCGCCGAGCGCGCCCUCUCGGAGGCGGCGCACAAGAUGGUGGCGGCGCUGAAGCAGGCGUCGCCCGACCUGCCGCCGCCGCCCGACAAGGCCGCCGCCGCCCUCAUCCAGCACUGGAUCAGCCAGCAGAUAUUCCGACGGCUCUCUGAAGACACCCUUCGCCUCUGAUGUGCCUGUCGAACACCGCUCCAGCCACCGCUCUUGCCGUCUCUGAGUCCGCCUCCCUCCAAAACCUCUGAUGCUGCCUCCGCAUCCUCUGACUCUGACGCAGCCUGUAGUGCACUUGA